UUUGACGCGCGCCUCGAGGAUACUCGUACGGGCAACUUCGCGACUGCACUACCGUCCUCGCCCGAAGGGCCGAUCUCGAUCAGUGCGGCCCGAUCGCGCGUCGCUGUCGGGUGUUGUUCCGCUCGCACGGAGACGCACACCAAGUGCACGAGUCCGCCAGUCGGUGAAGCAGACACACUCGUCGGCCGGGAGGAGAACCAGGAAGGUUCGUUGGCAAUCCCAGCUAUGGCUCGGACGAUCAUCCUGAUCCUGGUGGGCUUAUCGUCCGGCGUUCUCUCGUACCGAGUGCCAUCGGCCAGUGAGAUUCCGCCCACCUUGUCGCAUCCGGAUCACCGGCCACGACAAAAUGACGACGGCACUCCCCGGUUCCACCGAGGCGCCGUCGAGAGCCCGCCGGUCGACCGACCGCCGGCUCAUUAUUCAGAUUACGACGAGUUCGGCUCGCGCAGGUAUCCCCUGCGCGACGCGGUCGAGGCGCUGCCGAUCGACGAGCCUGAUCAGCCCCGGGACGAUCAGAGCUGGGACAAGAGGCUGCCUCUGAGAGACGCGGUGGAGCGUCGCGAGGCGCCUUUCCUCGGCGGCGUCGAUUACGACUCCAUUUGGAUCGAGCCGUUGGCACCGCCGACUCUGCGGAGGACCCAUCAGCAGACCUCCGAGCCCAAAGUCGUCUGCCACUUGGACUCCAGAGCCGCGCACCGCACCGACCCGUUCUCCUUGUUCCCGCAGCAAGUGCCCGAUUUCAAGUGCACUCAUCUGGUGUACGCCGCCGCUACGAUCGAUCCGCAGAGACUGGUCGUUGCACCCAGAGACCCGGAAUACGAUCGAGUCAAAGGUGGUUACAACGCCGCCACGGGACUUCGCUCGAGGGAUCCAGCGCUGCGCGUGCUGAUAUCCAUCGCGCCUCCCAAUCGGGGGCGACUGUUCGCCGAGGUCGUGCAACGAAACUGCAAUCUCCAUUGCGACGAUCUGGCGGUGUCUAUUCUCAAGUUCCUCGAGGAGUACCGCUUCGACGGUAUCGAGAUCGAUUGGCCGAGCUCCGCCGAGUACUGGAGGAGCUUCAAGCUCCUGCUGAGGAAGAUCGCCAAGCCGUUGGCCGAGGAGGGUUACACCUUGGCGGUGGCGGUGAGACCGACGGACCCCGUGGACCCGGAGAUCGCGUCCAUCGCCGACCUGAUACUCCUGAGGAGCUGGCAGGACAUCACCGACCAGGGCAGGGAGAAGUUCGCCCUUCACCCGGCCCCGUUGAACUUCGUCGCGCGCAACACGAACAAAUGGAUCGAACAAGUCGGUUCCAGGCGAAUCACCAAGAUCGUUCUCGGCCUGCCGAUCUUCGGCCAGGGCUUUACCUUGAAGUACGGCAACUCCACCGACGCCGGAGCGCCCGCGGUGGGACCCGGCAGAACGGGAACGCACACCAAGCACAAAGACGGCCGACUGGCCUACUACGAGGUGUGCGAGAAAUUGGAGGACACCUUGUGGAUAUCCGGCAGAGACGAGGAGGGGCCGUACGUGAAGCGUGGCGACCAAUGGAUCGGCUACGAGGAUCCCAUCUCGGUGAAGAUUAAAACAGCGUAUGUCCGCGCGACCGGACUCGGCGGUGUGUCCUUGUGGUCGCUGGAUUUGGAGGACUUCCAGGGUAUCUGUGGGAACCCUUGGCCGAUGCUGAACGCCGCCGUGCAAGCUUUGGGACGCUACGAUAACGGUCCUGCGAAGAAGUGUACGAAGAACGGCCUCUUCCGAGACCCGCAGAACUGUUCCGGGUUCUACUCUUGCGUGAAAGGAUCGCAGCAUCACGGCAAUUGCGGCCACGGCAGGUUCUUCGACGUGAGCGAAGGACGUUGCGUAGCGGCCGCUGCGGACGUCUGCAAGCCGUCCACCCUCGCCCUUUCGUCGAACGAAAUUUUGCCGGCACCAUUGGUAGCGGAAAUGGAGGACAAGUUGGAGCUGCUGGAACAGGACGGCCCGCGGGUGGUGUGUUACGUCACAUCUUGGGCACUCUACCGCAAAGACGAGGGUAAAUUCGUGCCGGAGCACUUGGACUCGCAACUGUGCACCGACAUCGUCUACGCCUUCGCCGGCCUGAAUCCUGAGACCCUGCUGAUCCAAUCAUUCGAUCCUUGGGCCGACAACGACCACAAUCUGUACCAGCGGGUGACCUCGAUCAAGGGCUCGAGGGUCCUGUUGGCCUUGGGCGGCUGGACCGACAGUUCCGGCGACAAGUACUCGCGACUGGUCAGCAGCGGCGCCGCUCGGCGCAAGUUCGUCGCCGGCGCGGUGAAUUACUUGAAUAAGCACAACUUCGACGGCCUGUCGCUCGAGUGGAGCUACCCGAAGUGCUGGCAGAGCGACUGCAAGAAGGGCCCGGAUUCCGACAAGCCGAACUUCACCAAGCUGGUGCAGGAGCUGCGGCAGGAGUUCGAAAAGCAGAAACCACCGCUCCUCUUGGCGGUCGCGUUGUCGGGCUACAAGGAGGUAAUCGACAAGGCGUACGAGGUGCGCGAGAUCUCUCAGGCUGUCGACUUCAUGUCGGUGAUGACUUAUGACUAUCACGGGGCCUGGGAGUCGAAGGCGGGACACAUAGCGCCGUUGUUCGGCGCUCCCGGUGACAAAAAUCCUUAUUACAACGUGAACUUCACCAUGAACUACCUCGUCGGGCUCGGCGCCGAGAAGACGAAGCUUCUGCUGGGUAUCCCGAUGUACGGCCAGUCCUACCGACUCGCGACGGCGAGCCAAGCUGAACUGGGCGACCCUACGACCGGCCCCGGUAGACCAGGCGAGUUCACCAAGCAGCCCGGAAUGUUGGCUUAUUACGAAAUCUGCGACAAGAUCAGGCGACACGACUGGGAAGUGGGAGUCGGACCGAGCGCUCACUCCGACGACCAAUGGGUGGGCUACGAAGAUCGAGAGAGCGUCUACGCGAAGGGCAAGUACGUCACGGGAAACAGCUACGGCGGCGUCACGAUGUGGACCGUCGACCUGGACGACUUCCAGAACCGCUGCUGCCUGGAGUCGUAUCCGUUGCUGAAAACCGUCAAUCGCGCGCUGGGUCGUCUGUCAUCGCCGCCACCCGUUUCGGGGAACUGCCACCGUCCGCCGCAGCCGGUGACACCCGAACCGCCGACUUUGACUACCCACAGCGACGCUGCGGACGGUAGUCCGCGACCCACCACGUCGAUGACGACAUCCAGCACCAAGGUGACCACGUGGCCCACGUGGACGGAACGACCGAGCAGCACGACCCCGCAAACCACCACGUGGCCCACGUGGACCUGGAGCACUGCGAGGCCCAGUAAGAUGCCGCAGGAGACGACGACGGUGUCCAGCACGACUGUAUCGUCGCCUCAGCGACCGAGCGCACCUGCCAGCACCACGUUCUCCUGGAGCACGUCGAGAGCGACUACGCGUCCUACGGUGUCCACGACGCGGGAGCCGGCCGAGUCGCCAGGUGCGAGCUGCAUCAGCGGGGAGUAUUACAGCGACCCUGAGAACUGCGGCAACUACUACCGCUGCGUCCUCGGCGAGCUGAGACGCGAACAAUGCGCGCCUGGGUUGCACUGGGACGCGAAGCGACGUCUGUGCGAUUGGCCAUCGGCGGCGAAAUGUCAAGUGCAGACCGGCACCUCGACCUCGACGACCACGAGCAGUCCUUCGUGGAGCUCGACGAAGAGGCCGACGACUCUAACAACUCCCAAAACUACCACGACGAUAAGAACGACGUCGACGACGACGACUACUACUACUACUACUACUACUACUCAGCGACCCACGAGAUUCACCACGACGAGACCCGUGGUCGUCGUCACGACGGAGAAACCGCACAAAGCAUGCCAGCACGGGCAAUACUACCCUUCCCCGGAGUCGUGCACGCACUUUCUGGUCUGCGUGAACGGCGAUCUCGUCUCGCAGCAGUGCGGCCCGGGUCUGAACUGGAACAACGAGAAGAACAUGUGCGACUGGGCCUUCAAGAAGCCCUGCGUCGAGAAACCCCACAAGAACGCGCUGCUGUUGGAGAAGGACGGCGCGUCGGAGACCUGCGUCUCCGGCAGCUACAGCAGCGUGCCGGGCGACUGCAAGAGUUACCGGGCGUGCCUGUGGGGCCGGCAAGAGGUGUUCAGCUGCCCGCCGGGUCUGCACUUCAACAAGGAGACUCGCAUCUGCGACUGGCCGCUCCUCGCCAAGUGCGCGGAGGCGAACGACGGCGCGGAAGCGACGACGCAACGACCGCUGCCGAGCAGCACGGAGGAGCCCGGCCGGCCGCAGAAACCGGUCACACAGGUGAUUGUCACGACGGAGGAGGCGUCGGUCACGUCCGUCGCGACUCCUCAGCCCACCACGACGACGACCACGACGACUCAAGCGACGUCGACCUUGCCCCCGGCGAUCAUAGACCCGGACAAGGUGUCCCCGUUGUCCGGCCACUACAAGGUAGUGUGCUACUUCACCAACUGGGCCUGGUACCGUCGCGGAAUCGGCCGUUACCUGCCCGAGCACAUCGACCACACCCUGUGCACGCACAUCGUGUACGGCUUCGCGGUGUUGGACUACUCGGAGCUGGUGAUCAAGGCGCACGACUCAUGGGCGGACUUCGACAAUCGCUUCUACGAGCGAGUGGUCGCGUACAAGAAGCGCGGCCUCAAGGUGCUCCUGGCGUUGGGCGGCUGGAACGACUCGGCCGGCGACAAGUACAGCCGGCUGGCGAACAGCCCGGCUGCCCGGAGGAAGUUCAUCGAUCACGCGAUCCGGUUCCUCGAGAAGUACAACUUCGACGGGCUGGACUUAGACUGGGAGUACCCGGUCUGCUGGCAGGUGAACUGCAACAAGGGCCCGGACUCGGACCGGCAGGGUUUCGCGGCGCUGCUGCGGGAACUGAGCGCCGAGCUGAGGCCGAGGCAGCUGCUGUUGACUGCCGCGGUGUCGCCCAACAAGAUGGUCAUCGACAAAGGCUACGACGUGCCCGUGUUGGCCGAGUACCUCGACUGGAUCGCGGUGAUGGCGUACGAUUAUCACGGGCAAUGGGACAAGAAGACCGGCCACGUCGCGCCCUUGUAUUACCACCCGGACGACGAGUUCUACUUUUUCAACGCCAACUACACGAUCAACUACUGGAUCUCGAAGGGCGCGCCGCCCAGGAACAUCGUCAUGGGGAUGCCGUUGUACGGGCAGUCCUUCACGAUCAACGACCCCCGGGCCAGCACCGGUCUCAAUUCGCCAGCGAGCGCCGGAAACGCCGGCGAGUUCACCCGAGCUGCGGGCUUCCUGUCGUAUUACGAGAUCUGCGAUCGCGUGCGCAAUCGUGGCUGGACGGUCGUGCAGGACCCGGAGGGAAGAAUGGGCCCGUACGCUCACAAGGGCAGUCAGUGGGUCAGCUUCGACGACCCCGACAUGAUCCGGAAGAAGGCGCAAUUCGUGCGCGACUUGGGACUGGGCGGCGGGAUGAUCUGGGCGUUGGACCUGGACGACUUCCGGGGCCGAUGCGGCGACGGACCUCACCCGCUCAUGCAUGUGCUCCAAGAGGUGUUAGCGAGUCCACAUAAUGAACAGGACAAGCCCGUGAAGCCGCCGUCGGUCGGACAGGACUUGGACUGGAAGCCGCCGACGACACCAACAACCGCGCAGACGACGGCUGUGAGCUCACCGACCGAUCGCGUGCACGACGAUGACAAGGACGGGUUCAAAGUCGUUUGUUACUUCACUAACUGGGCCUGGUAUCGGCAAGAAGGCGGUAGAUUCCUGCCGGAGGACAUCGAUCCCGACCUGUGCACCCACAUUCUCUACGGAUUCGCCGUGCUGGACGGCUCGAGUCUGACGAUGAAGUCGCACGAUCCAUGGGCCGACAUAGACAACAAGUUCUACGAGAAGGUCGCGGCCUUCAAGUCGAAGGGUCUGAAGGUGCUGAUGGCGCUCGGCGGCUGGAACGACUCGGAAGGCGACAAGUACAGCCGACUGGUGAACUCGCCGUCGGCCAGGCAGAAGUUCGUCCCGCAGGUGUUGCGCUUCAUCGAGAAGUACGGCUUCGAGGGCCUCGAUCUCGAUUGGGAAUACCCGGUGUGCUGGCAGGUCGACUGCAAGAAGGGCCCCGAGUCGGACAAGGAGGCCUUCAGCCAGCUGGUGAAGGAACUGAGCGACGAGUUCAAGCCGAGAGGUCUGCUGCUCUCCGCGGCGGUCUCGCCGAGCAAGAAGGUCAUCGACGCGGGAUACGACGUGCCGGCUCUCUCCAAGUACCUCGACUGGAUAUCCGUGAUGACGUACGACUUCCACGGCCAGUGGGACAAGAAGACCGGCCACGUGGCGCCGUUGUACACUCUCCCCAACGAUUGGGAACCCACGUUCAACGCCAACUUCUCGGUGAAUUACUGGAUCGAGAAAGGAGCGGACCCGAGGAAGCUGGUGAUGGGCGCCCCGUUGUACGGACAGUCGUUCUCGUUGGCGGAGAGGAACGAGCACGGCUUGAACGCGCCGACGUACGGCGGUGGCGAAGCUGGGGAGGCGACCAGAGCCAGAGGGUUCCUCUCGUAUUACGAGAUAUGCGAGAGAACGCUGAGGAAGGGAUGGACGGUGGUUCAAGAUAAAGAGAGGAGGAUCGGCCCGUACGCGUACAAGGGUGACCAGUGGGUGAGCUUCGACGACGCUCAGCAGAUCAAGCUGAAGGCGGAGCUGAUCAAGAAACUCGGCCUCGGCGGUGGCAUGGUUUGGGCCUUGGAUCUGGACGACUUCAAGAACAGAUGCGGCUGCGAGCCCAGCCCGCUGUUGAGGACGAUGAAUCGCGUGUUGAGGAACUACCCGAAGGGCCCGCUAUGUCCCGUCACGGGUGACGCAGGAUCGAUCAUGAUCGACGUCGGCGGGAGCGACGUCGAGUCCACGACCGUCACGGAACGUCCCGUCCACGAGUCCACCACGUCGUCGAAACCGUCGUAUCUGCCGCCGUCGUCGACAACGACGACGGAAUCGUAUCAGGAGGAGGACGUCGACGACACCGUCGAGAUCGAAGCCGGCUCGGCGCCUCCGGCCGCCGCUCCGAUUGGCGACUGCGGCGGUCGUUUGUUCAUAUCGCACAAGAGCGAUUGCAACAAAUACUACCUCUGUAACUUCGGCAAGCUCACAGAACACUCCUGUCCACCCAAGCUAUACUGGAACGAGAACCGAUGCGACUGGCCGGAGAACACCAAGUGCAAGAGCGUUCAGCGUCAAAUCGGCGGAGCCGUCGCGAUGAGAAUCAGCGAGGACGUCAACAGGAAGAAGGUGGUUUGUUACUAUACGAAUUGGGCUUCGAGGCGAGCGAGCGUCGGCAAAUUCCUGCCGAAGGACAUCAACGGCGAGCUCUGCACGCACGUCGUAUACGCUUUCGCUACGUUGAACACGCAGAGACUGUCCGUGGACAUCGAAGAUUCGGUCGACACUUACAACGACUUCCUCACCCAAGUGGCAGAGCUCAGGAAAGGGAGUAAUGUCAAAGUGUUGCUCGGUUUAGGCGGCUGGAACGACUCGAAGGACGACAAGUACAGUAGACUGAUCGGCGACAAGUCGGCCAGAAGGAAAUUCGCCUAUCGCGCCGCGCAACUCGUCGAAAAGCACGGAUUCGACGGUCUGGACCUCGAUUGGGAGUUCCCGGUCUGCUGGCAGGCGGACUGCAGCCGCGGCCCGCGCAGCGACAAGGAGGGCUUCGCGAUGCUGGUGGCAGAUCUCAGCAUGGCGUUCCGGUCCAGAGGGCUGCUGCUGUCCGCUGCGGUCUCGGCCAACAGGGUCAUCGUCGACUUCGCCUACGACGUGCCGUCCUUGAUCGAGCACCUCGACUGGAUCAGUGUGAUGACGUACGACUAUCACACCUCCUGGGAGGGCGAGACCGGCCAUAUCGCGCCGCUCUCAGCUUAUCCCGGCGACGGUGUUCCACACCUGAACGCGAACUACUCUGUGAGAUAUUGGCUCGACAAGGGUGCGCCGCCCGAGAAGCUCGUCAUGGGUAUACCCACUUACGGGCAGAGCUUCACCUUGUCUGAGGCGCCACGGAACCCUCGAGACGUACCAAACUUCCAUGCCAGGGUCUCUGGGCCUGGGGAACCCGGCAAGUUCACGAGGUCGGCCGGUUUCUUGGCCUACUAUGAGAUAUGCGAUUACGUGAGGAACGACGGGUGGCCGGUGGUGAAGGAUCCGGAGGGUCGCGUGGGACCGUACACGUCGAAACACAACCAGUGGGUCAGCUAUGACGAUGUGUCCGAUGUGGCGAGGAAGGCCGAGCUCAUAAAGGAGCUGAACCUCGCCGGUGGAAUGUUGUGGUCGAUGGACCUGGACGACUUCAACAAUCUCUGCGGCUGCGGCAAGUUCCCGCUGUUGACAGCGCUGAAUCGCGGACUCCGAGGAGGGCGCGAUCGCGGGUCGACCGACUGCACUUGAACUGCGCCUCGGAACGCGCGAGAGGGUGACGCGUGCGAUCCUCGAAGAGCGCGCCUAUUAUCGUCGCCCGCGAACAACCGCCGUCCUACGACGAUCCUUUCCUCUGGCAAUGUCUCUCUCGCCGAUUCUCUCUCGUCUCUUAUCCGUGUAUUCCGCGUUCCUCGCUGGUAGAAUUUCGGCCAACGAGGCUGCCGAGCAACAUGCUCUUUAACUUAACGUUUUCCCAAAGCGAACUCUGUAAGCCGGCCUUCUGCCUUCAGCCCGACGAACGCGAUCUGAGGUCAGCUAUGUCGCAACUGUGCUCAAGCAUCCCCUUGAAUCCCUCCGCCUGAAUGAAGAGCAUAACGCCGAGUCACACUCUAGUUGCUCAAUACGAAAAGUAUCGUCAAUCCGCCACAUACGCUUUCUAAAGUAAACGUCGACGACGGAGUUGUUGCCCCCCCCCCCCCCCCCCUCACGCAGUAUCGUUCGAGUGCUUCCGCGCGACAAUAAACCUCGAUCCUCAAGUACAUUCUACAGUAAUAAGUCCCGGCGGGGAGGGGUGAGUCAGCCGGCUGGAUUGGCGCGAAAACUCUUUCGGACGACGUAAGAUUACGUAAGUUUCUCGUGCGACGUCUCGACACACCGCGUGUAAAAAAUCUUUCCGCGAGUAGAUAAGAUAUAUUUUAUGUUAAUAUGUUAUAACCGCUCAAUGAUCACGUAUUCGCGACACUCUUCCGGAUGACGCGAAGGGGAGGAGCGGGCGGGACGAUGCAGAAAAGGAGAAGAAAACGUCUUCCUGACGACCUCCUUCUCUCCUACCCGUCCCGUCGCUAUCGCGUCACCCGCGAAGAUUAAGAUGCGUUUCAGCGCGAGUGUAAUUAUGCAUGCGUAAUUAUAUGAUUGCGCCACGUUCUCCCGAUCUGUGUCAAGUGCGUACGAUCGGUCGGCGCUUCCUGAAUUGUAACGAUAAGAUGAUUAAAGGGAAACGAUAACGUUACAUACACGUUGCAUACACGUCUCGCUUUAUAUAAACACACCGACGGCGAUAAAUAUGUAUGAUACGCGCACGAUCAUACCCCCCAGCGAAUUCAGUUGGCAGCCGUUGCGGAAACCGUCAUCGAACGCUUCGGGCGUGCGGCUGAGCACCGAGCAAAUUCGUGCGAGCAAGUAUACGCGGUGUUCGUAAAUAACGUUCGUCACCGUCGGGGAAAACGCCGUCGAGAAAUCGGUUGUGGAGGGAAGAAAAGCCGGGCCGAGCGGCUGUGUAAACCAAUCGGGCUCAAAGCGUGUAAAGAAAGGAAGGAAGGCGGCGGUUUGGCGGGAAGAGAGGAGAAUUGAGCGAAUUCGCUGUAUCCGUUCGACUCGGCUGAAAAUCGGAGUGACCUGCGGGCGGUUGCUUAUCGCGAAAUAUUCGCCAUCGUUUACAGUUAUGUUUCCGCGUACAAUCGAGUCUUUAUCCGCGUUGACGUGUUCCACGAGAGCUCGGCUGCCUGCGAUACGCGGGUCAUCGCAUUAAUAAUCCCACCGAUGAAAGCCGCUAUUAAAGCCAAAGUCGCGGGAUCAGGACGCUUUUCGUGCGAGGGGACUUCACCCGACGUGUCCUCCUCUAAAAUAUUAAAAGAACUGAGCGACCUCCACCGUACAAACACCAUUCCCUCCAGUUCCGUCGAGUCGAGCUUAAUCACUCGAUUUAAUUUCAAUCGGUUUCAAUUACAUGCGAUGAAUCAGUCGAUUUUCAAAUAUUAGUUGAACGUUUCUAAUGUUCUACGACGGAGAAGUCCCGGAGCGUGGCGUAAGUCUACUGAUAAUAAUUCAAUUUUAAUUAGGAUUCAUUCGAAUCGCUAGUCGAUUUUCAAAACUAAUUGAUUUCUCGGCGUCCUUCGACGGAGCGGAAGAGUUAUCAUUCGCUGUGACUCUGCGCAUAUUAUUUAUUCGCAAUUAACCGACGAACAGAACUCGAGGCGCAACUAACUUCCACGACUUUGGCUUUAAUCCGUGGGAUUAUUAAUGCGAUGACCCGCGUAUCGUAAGCGUGCAGUGCGUGAAAGGCGGCUUUGACGUAGCCGAUAUCCCGCGGGAUAUCGAGCGCGCGUGUACGUUACUUUUUCGGAGAUCGUCGUAAUUUUUAUAAUCACAGGUUGUCCGCACACUAUCAGCACGCGCAACCCGUUCGCCCCAACCUUGAGCUUUUCAUUACCGCGACAACCUUGAACCCGGUCUCACUCGAAUCGCACGCGCCCGGCUGCUUAUCGCUAAUUCACCGAAUGCCGUCCCGGCGCCGAGUGUCCCCUUCACUUCCAACGUUUCCGUCACAAUUCGGGCUCUUUUCUCAGCCAAGAGGGAAAGGAGGGAAGAGAGAAAGAACCAAAGUUAAAUCGGAAAAUCGAGAGGAACGCGCGACGCUGAAAAAUCUCCUUUAAUUCGAGGCUUCCAGAUAUACCCUCGCAUGCAUGCAGCGAACGCCAUUUUAUGGAAAAAAAUUGUUUCCACUGUGCGGGAGUAAGCGUUUAAAAAUACAUCAGGGGCCGCUCAUGUGACAGCCCCGGGUGUAAUCGAGAACAAUCAAGAAACGUCGGACUUUAACUCGUGAGUGCUUGGACACAUCUGCUGUGGUUCAAACCACCCAUUGAAAGUUUAACGGCUAUUUAGGCUAAAUCUCGGGAAAUGCGAAGAGGUCCACGGAAGAGGUCCAUCGACGGAUCAUCGCGCGAUAUAUCUAAGCCGAGCGUGUCGACGCGAUUGGCUGACACGCCGCUAUCAUCGACCAAUGACAGUCCGCUCUGACAUCGGCGGAGUACCUUCGUCGAAAGGCGCGGAAAGAGUCGCGCGGCGUCAGUCGGGCCGCGCUGUCUGUCUGGGCUGGUUGGUGUGUGCGUCUUCAAGUUCCGCUUCGUGACCGCAUUGUGACAGCAACAGCAGCUCGCCGUAUCAACCACAACGACGA
Dinoponera quadriceps is the source of this 11314-nucleotide messenger RNA. RefSeq names its product probable chitinase 3. The record is from RefSeq and is a predicted model, not a curated record. NCBI's taxonomy places the organism in Eukaryota, Metazoa, Arthropoda, Insecta, Hymenoptera, Formicidae. The transcript has 23 exons. Gene Ontology annotation, cellular component: extracellular region. Gene Ontology annotation, biological process: carbohydrate metabolic process; chitin catabolic process. The coding region runs from base 226 to 8388 and encodes 2720 amino acids. Gene Ontology annotation, molecular function: chitinase activity; chitin binding.